Photinus pyralis (common eastern firefly) is the source of this 1616-nucleotide messenger RNA. RefSeq names its product ubiquitin carboxyl-terminal hydrolase 46 (gene Usp12-46). The coding region runs from base 133 to 1215 and encodes 360 amino acids. The record is from RefSeq and is a predicted model, not a curated record. Gene Ontology annotation, biological process: protein deubiquitination. The transcript has 7 exons. Gene Ontology annotation, cellular component: nucleus; cytosol. Lineage: Eukaryota; Metazoa; Arthropoda; Insecta; Coleoptera; Lampyridae. Gene Ontology annotation, molecular function: cysteine-type endopeptidase activity; cysteine-type deubiquitinase activity.
AAUGUUUUGACAGUUCACAUAUAACCAUAAGUUGUUUUACAGCUGUCAAAAAGCAAUAAUGGAGUUUAUAUCAUGCAUACAUGUUUAUUUUAGGCGUUUUCUACGUUAACGUAAUGGAUUAGCAAUUAAAAUAUGGGUGCGAAUAUUUCCCAACUGGAACGAGAUAUAGGUUCUGAACAGUUCCCGUCAAACGAACAUUACUUUGGACUAGUAAACUUUGGAAAUACGUGUUACAGUAACUCCGUACUCCAAGCACUGUAUUUUUGUAAACCUUUCCGUGAUAAAGUAUUGGAAUAUAAGGCUAAGAAUAAACGAACGAAAGAAACUCUACUGACAUGUCUUGCCGACUUGUUUUACAGUAUUGCAACGCAAAAAAAGAAAGUAGGGUCUAUUGCACCAAAAAAAUUUAUAGCAAGGCUACGAAAAGAAAAGGAAGAAUUUGAUAAUUACAUGCAACAGGAUGCCCACGAAUUUUUAAAUUUUUUAAUCAAUCAUAUUAGUGAAAUUAUAUUAGCCGAAAGACAACAGAAUUCAUCAACAAACAAUAUUAAAAGUAAAAAUCCGGGAGAGAAUGGCACGAUACAUAUUAUGCCUAACGAACCGACGUGGGUUCACGAAAUCUUCCAGGGUAUACUUACAAGUGAAACGCGUUGUUUAAAUUGUGAAACGAUAAGUAGUAAAGAUGAAGACUUUUUUGAUUUACAAGUAGAUAUCGAACAAAAUACAAGUAUAACGCAUUGUCUUCGGUGUUUUAGUAACACAGAAACGUUAUGUAGCGAUAAUAAGUUUAAAUGUGAUAAUUGUAGUAGUUACCAGGAGGCGCAGAAAAGAAUGAGGGUAAAGAAAUUGCCUAUGAUUCUUGCGCUACAUCUGAAACGAUUUAAGUAUAUGGAACAGUACAACAGGCAUAUUAAAGUAUCCCACAGGGUUGUUUUCCCCUUAGAGUUACGACUAUUUAAUACGUCUGAUGAUGCAGUAAAUCCAGAUAGAUUGUACGACUUAGUAGCGGUAGUAAUCCAUUGUGGUAGCGGACCUAACCGUGGCCAUUACAUCAGUAUUGUGAAAAGUCAUGGGUUUUGGUUGCUGUUUGAUGAUGACCAAGUUGAUAAAAUAGAUGCGUCUACAAUUGAAGAUUUUUAUGGCCUCACGUCAGACACACAAAAGUCCUCUGAAACUGGUUAUAUCCUAUUUUACCAAUCACGAGAAAGUUUAUGAGCAGAACUUUCAAGAUUACAUUGGUAAGGACAAGAGCACCGGUUCGUUCUAAAGGACCGUAAAUGGAAGUCCCAAACAUACAACAGGACAUUAUUCGGAUGUUAUAAUGAUUGUAGAUCCGAUUUGCGAGUAUUAAUCUUUUUGUUGUCCAUUCAAAAAAUUAACAAAAUGUUACCUAUAACUAAUGUAAAUAUGUAAAAUUUUAUUAUAAAAAUUUUCAGUUUAUAGUCUUCUACAUACGGAAAUGUUCAGCGAUAGUUUCGAAAGCGAACACAAUUGCUUAUAUUUGUAGUAAUUAUGGGUACUUUUACAAGCACUCUGAUAUAUUUAUAGCGAUUGUUUCAGUUAUACAAAUAAUGCAUUUUUUUCUUAGAAACAUUGUGAAGUAUGUUGGACUUAAA